This is a messenger RNA of Physcomitrium patens, 793 nucleotides long. RefSeq names its product calvin cycle protein CP12-2, chloroplastic. Gene Ontology annotation, biological process: negative regulation of reductive pentose-phosphate cycle. Lineage: Eukaryota; Viridiplantae; Streptophyta; Bryopsida; Funariales; Funariaceae. The record is from RefSeq and is a predicted model, not a curated record. Gene Ontology annotation, cellular component: chloroplast.
UGCACUGAUUCCUCCCUAGACGCCGAACCCAGCUCUCCGAUUCCUACUUAGUGAGAGCCCUCGUAGAUCUCGUCAUUAUCUGAUUCUAGUUUUUCCGAACAGUGUGCGUCUGUGUAUCAGUUUCGGUAAUGGCUGCUGCAGCGAUGCUUACCGUGGCUGCACCGAGCGCGCAGCUCGCCGCCUCCUUGCUCACUCCCCAGGUCUCCUUCCCCCGCGUCCAAGCUCAGGGUGCCUGGACCACCACUCGCGCCGCACCGCGGCUGAGGCUUGUGUGCAUGGCCACGCCCACUGGGUCGUCAGGCCCCGCGAUCAACACUGACGACAAGGUGGCGACGAAGAUCGAGGACGCGCAGGAGGUUUGCGCGGGUGACAACCAGUCGGAGGAGUGCGCGGCCGCGUGGGACGAGGUGGAGGCUGCUGCCAAGGAGCAGGCCAAGACCGAGGAUCCUAUCGAUAAGUACUGCAAUGACAACCCCGAAGCCGAUGAGUGCCGCGUCUACAACACCUGAGGAAUUUGCCGACUAAACUGCCUUGAAAUCUCGGAAGAUUGGUGACUAGGGCAACCGUGUAGAGCCUCACCUUCCCGUAUUUCGAGCACUGUAGUGUAGUGUUAAUAGAACCUUUCAAUUAAUCUGGAGUUGAUUUCAGAUGAUUUUCCUUCUGUAAUGUAUGAAUAUCUCUCCUGUUUGUUAAAUUUGAAUUUCUGGAGUUCAUUUGCAACUAUGGACCCAGAUCUCAGUUAAUCUUUCUAAGAUCAACAACUUCGCAACAUGUAAUGAAUUAUUGUGUCGUA